GUGGUACUUAGGGGUAAUUGAAGCACGUGUCUCGAAUGUAAACAAGGGAACGGUAAACUCCACAGAUAUUUGGUUGUCAAAAUUACUGAAUCAGAUAUUUGAUUAGUCAUGGCUGAUUUGAUUAAUCCAGUAACUGUAGUUUCUUUAUUAACCACGGCUGCAUUUGCCGUGUUUAGCAUCAUUUGUGGUUUUAAGUUAAAACGGACUUUGCCCCAAAUUGAGAAAUGGGUUCUGUCCUGGCUGGUGUUUGACGCAUUGAUUCAUUGGACUCUGGAAGUUGUCUUUCUUUAUUUGUCAUUAACUGGUACUGUUGAAAAAUCUCAACAUUUUACUGCAGAUCUAUGGAAAGAGUAUGGUAAAGCUGAUAAACGUUGGUUGGUUUCUGAUCCUACAGUUGUCUCCCUUGAGAUACUAACAGUAGUUGUUGAUGGAUUGUUGUGCCUUGUGCUUAUUUACGCUAUCAUACGAAACAAGAAUUAUAGACAUUUCGUUCAGAUUAUUUUGUGUGUGUGUGAAUUAUAUGGGGGUUGGAUGACAUUUUGUCCCGAAUGGUUGACAGGAAGUAAAAAUUUAGUAACUGAUAAUGUUCUUUAUUUGUGGGUGUACCUGAUAUUCUUUAAUGGUAUAUGGGUAGUUAUCCCCCUUGGUUUACUUUAUCAAUCCUAUGUGGAUAUGACUACAAUGACUACAGCUGGUGAAGAAGUCCAUGAGCCACAGAAAAUAAAAAAUGAUGGACGAUUGCAGGUUAUGUCUACUGAUGUAAAUACAGAAUUUGUAAAGAGAUACAAUACACGAAGUCGAAAAGAUAAAUAAGAAUUUUAUUAAUUUAAUGAUAGUGUUCUAGAAAUUGUGACUUUUAAAGAUUUAUAGUUUUAUGAACAUUUGUUUGCUCAAAAUAAUUAGUCUGGAUAACGCGACGAUUUAAGUCAUAGUGUUAUAGAUAUCAUGAUUUUUAAAGAAUUAUAGUUUUAUGAAUGAUUUGUUUGCUCAAAAUAAUUAGUCUUGAUAACAAGCCCCUGACUAUUUUCAAUGCUAAAAUGUACUCUAACUUAAGUGUUGUGGUGAACAUGAUUUUUAAAAAUUUACAAUUUUUAUGAUAACUCCAUAUGUAACAUAAGUGUUGUGAUAAACAUGAUAUUUAAAGAUUUAUAAUUUUUAUGAAUCAGUUCACUAGUCAAAAUAAUUAUUCUUGGUAACAUAAAUUAUAACUUGCUGAUUAUCAUGUAUUGUAGAUAAUAACUAAAUCCAUGCUGAAAUAUACUUGAAAUUGAUUAUUUAAAUGGGUAUUUAAAGGGGCAUUAUGUAAGAUUUUGCUAAAGAGCUGACAGUUCUCGCUAUAAUAGUAGAAAUAAAUUAUGAACACUCAAACAACAAAAAUUAUCAUCUGAUUGUAUGAAAUUUAUAUGCAUCAUUUAAAUUAGUGAAACGAAGAAGCAGCUUACUGAAUUCGGCAUAUCCCGUUAAUUACGCCUAAGAGUUAUGGCCCUUGUUUCACUUUGUUGAACCUUGUGAACACCUGAACAAUAAAAGUUAUCACCCUUGUUUCAGUUUAUAGAACUUUGUAAACCUUCAAAUGACGAAAAUUAUAAAUAUGCGACAACUCUGUUAACCGCCCGAACGUAUGUUUCGUGACCUGACUGAUAUUUCUUUAAGAGAUUCAACUUUCACAAUAUUGUUGUCUGCAAGUCAUUCAAAAUCUCUCAAAUGAGGAUCAGCAGCUUUGAAUUCCAAAUAUAGAUCACAUUGUAGAAUAUUAAUCUACUAUAACACAUACUUAUGGAAAAUGUUUCCCAAAUAAAUAGGUAGCUGUUGUUAUGUGUGAUAGUUUAUUGUAGAAUAUGUUCAACUCUCACAGUAGCCAUAUUGCUGGUAAGGAGCACAUUCAGGUUACCUCCAGUGGAUAAAUUAUAUGUAUAUUUACUUUGGAUCUAGUGUAAUAUUACUUUCUGGAUGAAAAUAAUACACUACAAUAUAACUAAUACAGAAAUUAUAACCCUAUAAAACUUUAAAAUAAAAUAACCAGUAAUUAAUCAAGAUUAAAGUUAGUAUUAAGUUUUAUUAUGUAUUAAUUCCUUGGUAAUAUUUCCGUUUGUUAAACCCUGUGAACGCUCGAAUGACAAAAGUUAUCAUCCGAUCUGUAUAUGUUUGUAUAUGCAUCAUUGAAAUAAGUGAAACAAAGAAGCCUAUUGAAUUUUUAGCAAUUUCCAUUAAUUACUUCUAGACUUAUGGCCCUUGUUGAACCCUGUGAACGCUCAAUCUGUCUAAAAAUUAUAUGUAUUAUUUAAAUUAGUUUUACGAAAAAGCCCAUUGAAUUUGAGCAACCUAUCUUAGGUUAUUUUGUAAUGCUAAGUUCCUACUAUCAUGAUUUGUGGUAUGAUUGAAAUCAUGGUUUUAACCGUGGUGAUCCUAUCAGGUCUUAUCAUCUAUUGACGUCAGUCUUGGCAAUCGUAACAAAACGUAUCUACAUGUAGCAGAUUGUGGACUCGAUAGGGACAAUCGUAUGGUAACACAUAGCACGACAGUGGGAACCUAGCUUUACCAAGUACAAUGUAAAUAAAAGUUGACUCUGUAGUUAAGUAUUAGUGCUUCGUUAUAUUUUACUAUCCUUGUAUUUUAUAGUGAAAAACAUUUUAUUUUGUCGAGUUAGUGAAAAUGAAAUAUGUUUAAUGCUUGAACUUAGUAUUUAGUAGUUUAUUUUUUAUUUUUAUGUUUUUUUCGUUUAUUUUAAUAAACGAGUAUCAUUUACA
This is a messenger RNA of Patella vulgata (common limpet), 2747 nucleotides long. RefSeq names its product emopamil-binding protein-like. Gene Ontology annotation, cellular component: endoplasmic reticulum; membrane. The coding region runs from base 109 to 813 and encodes 234 amino acids. The record is from RefSeq and is a predicted model, not a curated record. Gene Ontology annotation, molecular function: cholestenol delta-isomerase activity. The transcript has 4 exons. Lineage: Eukaryota; Metazoa; Mollusca; Gastropoda; Patellidae. Gene Ontology annotation, biological process: sterol metabolic process.